UAUAAUGAUGAUCAUUGUUACAGUGAAGUUUGAUUUCUGAGCUCUGGGUAAUGCUGCCUUAACCCCCAGCUCCUCUUAAGAGAACCACAGGUAAAGGGGAGAUGUCUUUAUUUGUGUUUGAAUGGGAUGUAAGGGAGGCAGUGCUCAGCCAAGUCCUGUGGCAAGAUAAAAGUCCUGAAUCCUUCCUCCAAGAAAACUUCAGGUGAUGGAAGCCUGGGGGAGGAGGAGCUUGUGGGAUGAGCAGCCUGGUGGGUAAGUGACCAGUUGAAAUAAGAAUGGUAGGAUGGAGUUUGGAAGCCUGGGAGGAGUCUAGAGCUGGAGAAGAGCCUUUCCAAUGGCCAUCGGCCAUGUGAUGAUGGGCAGGGCUGGGGGAGGGGAGGCAGGCAGCACUCAGAGGUCAUCACCCUGAAUGAUUUUGGGAGUGAGGUCCCACCCUCCAGGUUUCAGGGACUGGGCUUCUUGGGCCUCUUGAGCCUCAGAGGCUUUCCUGGAAUAGAUUAAUGGGACACAGGAAGGUUUGGAAAUGAGAUCUCAGGGCAUUCUCUUGGAUCUGCCAUUUUCUACUUACUGCAAACCUUCCCUGCUGGGGCAAGACCCAGGUAGGUGUGAGCCAGUGCUCCUCACAAGUCCUGGCUUCUGCCGGCUGCCCUUGCAUAAGCAUUCACACUUCUUAUCUGCUCUGAUGGUCAGUGGCCUCCCCUUCUGUCAGAACAAUUUCCUUCCAGUUCUGGUGCUUAAUGAAUUCUUGGCCCCUACCUCUUUUUAAGGUUCCCAAACACUUCACACAUAUCCAGUGUUGCCUCUUCCUCAUGCUUACCAUGGGGUCAUAUUUGCCCAAGGCAGGAUUCCCCCAUAGUAACCCAGGAGUCCCACUGUCAGCCUCCCCUUAUGAACCUGGGUGUCCUACCUUGGCCUCCAGCUCCUAUUUGGUGAAUUGAUUGUGAGCCUUCGGACAUGCUUUCUUAUGAGGUUCCACAGGCUCUGCCUUUCUGGCCCCAGGAACCCUCCUUGGUUGCAGGAACUGAAGCUCUUUCCUGGGCCAGCUUCUCUGGACCUGCACAUCUUGGGCUCCUUCCCAGGGAUGUGGCUCACUGUUUCCAUAUUCCCUUUCAGGAUUCUAAGUCUAAAAUCUACCCAAGAGUCUUGGGAACCUUCCCCCAUCUUCUGCUUAGAUUUCAGGACUCGGCCAUCCUAUUUUUCCUGAUUCAACUACUCACCUAAAUCACUUCUGGACACUUGAAUUUCUUCUUUUUUACCCAGGCUUCCCAGUUUCCUGCCCCUUACCUCAACCUAGGUCCUGGAAGCUGAAUCCCAGCCUAGAUUGUCUCCCAGCCUUUGCCUUCCUUGUUCUUUCCUUGGGGGCUCCAUCUCAGAGCGCUUACCUCCUUAUUUUAUCCCUCAGCCACUUUUUUUUUCUAUAUAAUAUGUCUCUUGGGGAGAAGGGAUGCUGGGAGCACCAAGUAUUACUGGCAGGGAAAUUUCUGACUCAGGGGACAUUGAGGUUCUACACACUCUCAUCCCAUCUGGGACCUCAAACCCCUCCUGUCUCUUGGGUUUGGAGGAAGGGAGUCAGAAGAGUAGGAGUAAGAGAAGGUCAGCCAAUCUUCAAUUUUAUACCAUCCCACCCCAGUCAUCUUAUUCCCUGUCCCUUCUAUAUAAACUCCUGACUGCCUCUAUGACCAAUAGCCCUGGGGACUUUUCCCUUCCAGAUUUGUUGUUUUAAAGUGGUUAAAAGAGGUCAUGCUUGGCUUCAUUUCUUCCCCAACUUUAAUCACUCAAUAGGUGUUGCUUUCCUGUUAAUUGGGGUCUGUGCUCUAUGCCAGGGCUAGGGGCUUAGUAACUCCCCUGGAACCUCACCCUCUGUAAUUUCCUGUAGGCUUGCCCCCUGUCCAGGGAAAGAAGGAAACAACAUCUGUGCAGUUAUAAUCAUUCCCUCCCAACAGCCUGAAGAGGACCAAGGCCUGGCCCAAGCAGGGAGUCUGGAGUCAGAGGGAAUGGCCCCUGAGAGCUGCAGACCUCCACCCGAGGAGCUGGUGACCUUCAAGGAUGUGGCUGUGCACUUCAGCCCAGAGGAGUGGAGUCUGUUGGACCCGGAUCAGAAAGACCUGCACAAGGAGGUCAUGCUGGAGAAUGCCGAGAACUUGCUCUCCCUGGGACUUCCAGUUCCCAGAGAAGAUUUCAUCUCCCAUGUGGAGAGAGGAGGCCUGAAGAACCCCUGUCCUGAUGCAGACACGUGGUUUGAUAUGAAGGAGAUGAGUGCAAAUCUGAAAAUGAUCUCAUGGAAAGACCUUUUUCAAUAUAGUGAAUACAGGGCUGUUCUUGCUAAGCACAAAAGAAACUGCAUUGGAGAGGAACACUUUGAAUGGAAUACACACAAAAAAGCUUUAAGAGAGACUUCCAGUGUUUCUAAAGAUACGAAUAUACAUCCUGAAGAGAAAACACCUGAGUGUCAUGAAUGUAAUAAAGCUUUUCUUGUACUCUCUUCCCUUUCAAAGCAUCAGAGAAUCCAUGCUGGAGAGAAAACUUAUGAAUGUAAGACACAUGGAAAGGCUUUUAGAGAGCAAUCUACUCCUGCUAAACAUGAGAGAAUUCACACAGAAAAACAAUCUUACAUAUGUAAUCAAUGUGGAAAGGAUUUCCAAUGUUAUUCCAACUUGGCUCAACAUCAGAGAAUCCACACUGGAGAAAAGCCUUAUAAAUGUAAUCAGUGUGGAAAGAGUUUCACAUACAACUCUAGACUUGCUGUGCAUCAGAGAAUCCACACUGGAGAGAAGCCUUAUGAAUGUAAUGAAUGUGGAAAGGCUUUCACAAAGCACUUCUCCCUUGAGGUACAUCAGAGAAUCCACACUGGAUUGAAGCCUUAUGAAUGUAAUGAAUGUGGAAAGACUUUCACAUAUCAUUCCAGUCUUGCUGUCCAUCAGAGAAUCCAUACUGGAGAAAAACCUUAUAAAUGUAAUCAGUGUGGGAAGACUUUCAGAUGCAACUCUAAACUUGCUGUCCAUCACAGAAUCCACACUGGAGAGAAGCCUUAUGAAUGUAAUGAAUGUGGAAAUGCUUUCACAAAGCGCUCUUCCCUUGUAGUACAUCAGAGAAGCCACACUGGAGAGAAGCCUUAUGAAUGUAACGAAUGUGGAAAGGCUUUCACAGAUUGCUCCAGUCUUGCUGUCCAUCAGAGAAUCCACACUGGAGAUAAGCCUUAUGAAUGUAAUGAAUGUGGAAAGACUUUCACACACUGCUCCAGUCUUGCUAAACAUCAGCGAAUCCACACUGGAGAGAAGCCUUAUGAAUGUAAUGAAUGUGGAAAGACUUUCACACAGCGUUCCAGUCUUGCUGUCCAUCAGAGAAUCCACACUGGAGAAAAACCUUAUGAAUGUAAUCAGUGUGGAAAGAGUUUCAGAUGUAACUCUAAACUUGCUGUCCAUCAGAGAAUCCACACUGGAGAAAAACCUUAUGAAUGUAAUCAGUGUGGAAAGAAUUUCAGAUGUAGUUCAGGUCUUGGAAAACAUCAGAGAAUUCACACUGGAGAGAAGCCUUAUGAAUGUAAUGACUGUGGUAAGACUUUCACAUCUCACUCCAAUCUUGCUGUCCAUCAAAGAAACCACACUGGAGAGAAGCUUUAUAAAUGUAAUAAAUGUGGAAAGACUUUCACAUGGAGUAAUGGUCUUCGUGAACAUCAGAGAAUCCAUACUGGAGAGAAGCCUUAUGAAUGUAAUGACUGUGGAAAGACUUUCACACAGCGCAGCAAUCUUACUUCCCAUCAGAGAAUCCACACUGGAGAGAAGCCUUACGAAUGUAAGAAAUGUGGAAAGGCUUUCACAUGGCACAGCCAUCUUAUUUCCCACCAGAGAAUCCACACUGGAGAGAAGCCUUAUGAAUGUAAUGACUGUGGAAAGGCUUUCACAUGCUGCAGCCAUCUUACUUCCCAUCAGAGAAUCCACACUGGAGAAAAACCUUAUGAAUGUAAUCAGUGUGGAAAGACUUUCACACGAUGUUCUAGUCUUGCUCUACAUCAGAGAAUCCACACUGGAGAGAAGCCUUAUGAAUGUAAUGACUGUGGAAAGGCUUUCACAGAUUGCUCCAGUCUUGCUGUCCAUCAAAGAAUUCACACUGGAGAGAAGCCUUAUGAAUGUAAUGACUGUGGAAAGACAUUCACACAGCGCAGUCAUCUUGCUUCCCAUCAGAGAAUCCAUACUGGAGAGAAGCCUUAUGGAGGUAAUGACUAUGGAAAGUCUUUCACAUGGCACAACAGUCUUGGUAAGCGUGAGAAAAUCCCCAUUAGACAGAAACCUCAUGAAUGUGGAAACCUUCAGGCAAAGCUGAAAUCUUGCUUAACAGAGAGUGCACGUUAGGGGAAAACUUUUGAGUGUCUGGAUUGUGGUAAAGUUUUUAAUAGAUAUUAGUACCUGACUAGACAUGGGAGAUCCUAUGCUAGAUGUAAAACCUCAUUCAUAUAAUCCAUGUGGAAAAACAUUCAGGCUCACUUCAUCCCUGAAUUGCCUCCAGAAAAUUCCUAGAAGAUUGAAAUCAUGAACAAAGCUAUAAAAAUGGAGGACAGAGCUUGUCAGUCAACAGAGAUUUUCUGCUUGGCAACAAAUCUGCUAUGGACUUGGAAUGGGAAGGUCUUUAGCCCACGUUCAUAUGAACUCUGAGUUUGGCAUCUCAGGAUACUGAGUGGAGAGAAGACUUACAAAUGUGCUGAAGGAAGACUUGCUCUUACCUAGAAGAUAAGGGUUAUUAUUAAUCACAAUAUUUACACUGGAAAGACACAUUAUACAAAAUGUAUUUGCCGAAAGGCUGGAUAUCAUCCUUUGUGUAGAAAUCUUGUUGCAGAUGAAACAUGUGAAUAUAAUGAAUGAGGGAAGAUCUUUUACUAUAUUACAAAACUCAUUAGAUAUUGCAAUUUUAUAUUGUGUAUAAAGAUCAGAAAAUAGAUUUUUUUUUUUCUCUGAAAUCCCAAGAUUGGUGUCCAAAGAAGAGUCUUUAUAAUGGAAAAAACCAAUCGUUUUAAUCUCCUUUCUCAAUAAAAAUGAUUGAGAUUUUUUUA
Messenger RNA from Sarcophilus harrisii (Tasmanian devil), 5044 nucleotides. Its product is annotated as zinc finger protein 420. The record is from RefSeq and is a predicted model, not a curated record. The transcript has 4 exons. Gene Ontology annotation, biological process: regulation of DNA-templated transcription. Bases 1995 to 4349 code for a protein of 784 amino acids. Gene Ontology annotation, molecular function: DNA-binding transcription factor activity, RNA polymerase II-specific; RNA polymerase II cis-regulatory region sequence-specific DNA binding. Lineage: Eukaryota; Metazoa; Chordata; Mammalia; Dasyuromorphia; Dasyuridae.